This is a messenger RNA of Chenopodium quinoa (quinoa), 1572 nucleotides long. RefSeq names its product WAT1-related protein At5g07050-like. The record is from RefSeq and is a predicted model, not a curated record. The transcript has 7 exons. The coding region runs from base 34 to 1131 and encodes 365 amino acids. Gene Ontology annotation, molecular function: transmembrane transporter activity. Lineage: Eukaryota; Viridiplantae; Streptophyta; Magnoliopsida; Caryophyllales; Amaranthaceae. Gene Ontology annotation, cellular component: plasma membrane.
AACUCGAAACUCAGCGAAAACAGAAGUAAAGCAAUGGUUAUGAGUAAUUGUAACAUUUGGAGCUUUUACUUCAGGUUUAAGCCACACAUGUUUAUGAUCCUAUCACAGAUAGGCUGGACUUUACUGUAUUUCAUCACUGAAGCAUCCUUCAAUAAUGGAAUGAAUCCUUAUGUUUACAUAACAUACCGCCAUGUCGUUGCUGGGGUGGUGAUGUUCCCCUUUGCUUAUUUCCUUGAAAGACAAGCAAGGCCAAAGUUGACAGUAGCUCUGAUGGCAGAAAUAUUUGUGCUCUCCCUCUUCGGGGUGGGAUUGACACUUAACAUGUAUUUUGCAAGCUUAAAGUAUACUUCACCGACAUUUGUUGCUUCAAUGAUCAACACAAUAGCUUCCUUAACUUUUGUGAUUGCAGUUGCACUCAAGAUGGAGGUUCUUGAUAUAUGGAACCCUCGAGGAGCUGCAAAGGUUCUCGGAACCUUAAUUUCCCUGGGAGGUGUCAUGGCCAUGACAUUGUACAAGGGAUCUGUCAUUAAAAACAUCUGGAAACCUCUGCUACAUAUUCAAGGAAGUACAACAACUAACGAAAACAGGUUGAUAGGUUCCAUUUUAACUGCAGCUAGUUGCCUAUCAUGGUCCAUAUGGUACAUCAUGCAGGCCUUUACUCUGAAACGAUAUCCUGCACGUCUGUCACUGACAACAUGGAUGAGUUUCAUUGGUGCUGCACAGUCAGCCAUUUUUACUGCAUGUGUUCAGCGUAAGCCAGCAGCUUGGGCAAUCGGUUUCAACAUUGAUCUCUUGUCUACCGUUUAUGCUGGAGUAGUUUGUUCAGGCUUAAUCGUCUUCCUUCAGUUGUGGUGCACAGAAGAAAAAGGACCUGUUUUUGUGACCAUGUUCAACCCUCUUUCAACAAUACUUGUUGCCUUAUUAGCAUAUUUUGUCCUUGGAGAAAAGCUUUACACUGGCAGCAUAAUGGGGGCAGUUAUUGUUAUCUUUGGUAUGUACCUCUUAAUGUGGGGCAAAGAAGAAGCACAGACAAACAUAGCCGGGAUCUACCUAAACUAUAAAGACUCGAAAAGUUUAAAACCAGAGGCAUUCAGCACAGAAAAUGGCGAAGAGGUGACAACAGAGCCAUAGACACUAGAAAAGAUGGCUGUGGUGCAAUUACAAAGACAGAUAGAAGCUGGGAGUAAAGAAAUCCAUCAGUCAUCUUCAAACUCGCCAAGAAUAAGCAACUAUAUAAACUGUCAAUAGUAUAAAGAUGCCUAUUAUGCUUGCAUGAAUUACGAAAGAUAGGAUCAGUGCUCCCAGGUUAAGCUGAGUCAGUAUUUGAUUCUCUUCUCUAGGUUAAUUAACAUUAGCCCUCUGUUGGACUAAUCCUAAAGAAAUAUGCCUGUAAUAUUCUGUAAAGUACUUCGUAUUAGUUUUGGCUGCUGUUUGACUUGAAAAGUUCACUAUGUAAAAAGGAUAUGAUCUCAACCUAUCAGUCUGCUUGCAUCUAUAUAAGCUUGACAGUAUUGUAAAUCAUAUUAACCAGUGUAAUCAUCCAUGAAGACUGUUUGGUCCAUUUUCCUCUAA